Molecule: messenger RNA, 6451 nt
Organism: Rhineura floridana
Lineage: Eukaryota; Metazoa; Chordata; Lepidosauria; Squamata; Rhineuridae
Gene: PI16
Product: peptidase inhibitor 16
Exons: 5
Coding region: 1923-3416 (497 amino acids)
Cellular component (GO): extracellular region
Source: RefSeq, a predicted model, not a curated record
AAAACUCCAGAUAAUCAAGGAAGGCUUUGACUUUUAAAAAAAAUCUUUUUAAAAAAACAGAUUUUAAUGUAUAAACUGUUGGAGCCCAAAACAGUGUUAUGUUGUUUAAGAAGAAGCCUUUCUGUAGCGGAAUAACCUUACUGUCCCAUAUCCUAUGUUUGUAUCUUUUAAAAAUGUUUGGUACAGAUGUGCAUUCCUUGAGGGAGUGGGGAGCACACAGCCUUCAAAGAAUGUGGAAAGAGUGUGUAAGAAGAUGGAGAAUUCACAAAAUGUUGGGGGCAUUGCUAUGAGGGAAAAGUUAGCAUUGCUGGCUUUAAGGGAAGAAUGCUCCAGUGCUUGAAUGUAUAGUGCAGAGCAUAGCCUAGAAAGGAUUAAAAACUUGUAUAAUAACUGUUGUUGUUUAGAAACCCAUUAACACUGCACAACUGUGAUAUCACAGGCAUAUCUAAUAGUGCCCAUGGCACGCAGCCAUGUUCUACAUAGUAUUCAAAAUUGCAAUUAUGUUCGCCUGGGAGAAAAAGCUUUCUUUUUUUGUUUUGUUUAGUUGCAGUAAGUUAUUACAGUUGUACUUCUGGGAAAAGUGGUAUUUCACACCAAGAACUAUUUUGUGGAAAUACAUCUGGAUCCUGUGCCAGAGAGGGCUUUUUCAGUUGUGGCCCCCACCCUGUGGAACUCCCUCCCAAAUGAUCUCCGCCAUGCCCCUUCCAUGAUGAGUUUUUGCUGGGCCUUGAAGACCCGGCUCUUCAUGCAGGCUUUUGGGGUGGACUAGAUUUUAUCUUCAUUGUUUUUAGAUUUUUAAUGUCUAGGUAUUGUAUGCCUAUUUUGUACAUCACCCAGAGUGGCUGAACAGCCAGCCAAACGGGCGACUAAUAAAUUCAAUAAAUAAAUAAAUAAAUAAAUAAUGUAACAACUUCACAAGUAGUAUGCAUAAAGCAAACCCCAUUUGGAAGCACCAUUAGCUACAGGGACUGCUUCUCUCUCACCAGAUGUUUUCCAAAAGGUCCAGCUCUAUAUAUGACAUUAUGUCCUUUGGAACAUUUUUGCCCAAGGUAGAGUGACAAACUCAUGGGUCAUAGAUCCUCAUGUUGAGUUGUCCUGACAGAUUGGUAUGCAGAUCCUUUCAUUUCAUGUUCAACUUACAGAUGAUGCCAACGCAGGAUAAAUACAUCAUGUGAUUUUUCUCAUCUAUUUUGCUGUUGCGAUCAUUCAUUGUUGCUGUUGAAGCAAACCUGCCACAAAUAUUUUUUUGAAUGCAGUGCUCUGCAUUAUUUAUAAUUUGCAUUCCACUACAAUUCACAAGGGGCUAAUUGUUGUUUGGACAUAUAGUUUAGCCCUGACCAAUUUCCUCAGUUUGAGCUCUGUCGAUAGACAAUGGUCUGAAAGGAUCACAGGGCUGAUCCAAGUCUGAGGAAGGCUUUGGUCCUGUUUUUUUUUUUUAAUUUUCUGGCUGCACCAUCGCAUGCAGUCACACUGUCUGGCAGAAUUUUGCUAAUGGGUGAAGACAUCUUUGAGGGUAGUUUGUGAGUUUGGUUUACAUGUAAAAUGUUUGGAGAGGAAAAUGGGGGAAGGGAGAUUGGAUGCACAAGUGGGCUGGAUGUUUAGGGUGACUGGUGUGUUUCAGUAUCAGGUUACAGCACCAUGGACUCCAAAGUUCCUCUUCUUGUAGAAACAGUGGAUGCAUCAGUUUUAUGUAGACAAUUGAUUUCAUCGAAUGGGCAUGGCCGUCCCUUAAGGACCAUUAUUCUUCUUCCAUCAAUGAUACUAUGUGAGAUGGGUGUGUUCCCUCCAUGGCUCUGAAAGGCAUUCUAAUAAAAAGAUAAAUUUCCUCAUUGCAAUCUUGGGCUUUGGGUGUUCCUUAUUCUGGGAAGAGAUUUAAAGCUGUCUGCCAGACCCGUGGGCUGUUAAAACAAGACAGUGCCACAAUGCUGAGCUCAGGCCUGCAAAUUCCCCCCCUCCUCCUCCUCCUCCUCCUGUUGCUCACAGCGAUGGAGCUGAGCUGGUCCUUUACAAAUGAGGACAAGAAGCUGAUUGUGGACCUGCACAAUCAGUAUCGUUCUCAGGUUUCCCCUCCAGCUGCAGACAUGCUGAAAAUGAGCUGGGAUUCAGAACUGGAAGCCUUUGCCAAAGACUAUGCAAUGAAAUGCAUUUGGGAACACAACAAGGAGCGGGGCCGGCGAGGCGAGAACCUCUUUGCUAUGUCUGGCAAUCUGGAUUUGAAGACAGCAGUGGAAAACUGGUACAGUGAGUACCAGUAUUACAAUAUGACCACAUCAACCUGUGAAGAGGGGCAGAUGUGUGGUCACUAUACACAGGUGGUCUGGGCAAACAGUGAGCGUGUUGGCUGCGGGACGGUGUUCUGUGAAACCCUGGAAGCUCUGAAUGACACUGACUUGCAUUUGGUCGUCUGCAACUAUGAGCCCCCGGGGAAUGUAAAAGGACGCAAACCAUAUAAGGAAGGAGCUCCAUGUUCCAUGUGCCCAGAUGGCUAUUUCUGUAAGGAUUCUCUCUGUGAAUCCAAUGUUGACGUUGGAGAAACCACCACAUCCCCUAUGCCCACAGGCAUGGAGCCAACUGUUGACCUGACUGCUGCAAGCCCAGCUUUGCAAAGCACCCCAGCAGGUUCAGCACCAGAAAGUCCCCAAACUGUCAUAGACGCAGAAUCCAAAUCCACCACUGUUGAAGGGCCAGUCUCCUCUCUAGAGCCAACUUCAGACCAGGACCUUACAGUACCUCCAGAAUUACAGACAAACUCAGAUGGGGCUGUUUCCUCUUUGCUGACAACAGGAAUUAUGUCUCUCCUGGACUUGACUCUUAGUCCUGCCUCCCCAGAAACAAGAACUAAACAAGCCACUUCCUCAGAAUUUCCUUCAUCUACACCCAAAGCCAACAUGAAGCAUUUUGAGCCACCUCUAACUCCCCUCCCACCAGUGCACUCUACCCCAAAGUCACCCUCCAUCCCUAAACCACCCUCCAUCCCUAAACCCCCUUCUAAGGCUAAACCUUCACCCAGCCCUAAACCUCUCUCAAUCCCUAAGCAUCCCUUGUUCUCUAAGCUACCUGCCCCAAAGAAGCCUUCCAUCUCUAAAACACCCGCACGCCAUCGCUUGUCAGCUUACUCCAAAGCAAUAAAAAGGCACAGUGAUGCUGUUCAGGCCUCUGUAGACAAGGCAGCUGUUCAGGCUUCUGCAGGUAAGGCAUCUGCAAUGUCUGUCUGCCUGCCCUGCCUUGGAUGUAAACAAAUUAGCCAACCGGAAGAAAUAAAGACUGCACUUAAAGAGCUGACUUUCCGAUACCCCUAUGCACCAUGCUUUUCCCCUCUUCCCCGAUGGCAGAGGCAUAGCAAGUGCAGUUCGUGUGGGCACACUUGGGGCAAUGCACUUAGGAAGAACAGGCCUUAUUGGCUCAACAGUUUAUAGCAGUACUUAAUCCAAUAUAUUUAUAUGUGUAUGUUUGUCCAUGUUCAUGCAUGUGUAUUUUCCUUUCUGAACUUUUUGUGAGUUUGUCUGUUUACUGGGAAUAGCACUGUAGCAAGUCCAGUGGCUGAAAAUUCUGUAGACUGUAGUACAAAGGUUGCCUAAACAAGGGGGAUUGCAACAAUGCUCUAGGGGAUUGUUGGGAAAUGUAAUUUAUUUCCGCAGCCCCAUGUUUUAUCCAGAUCAGGAAUGUGGGGCAUAUCUGAUUUCCUUUCCUACUUUCCUUCCCUGUAAGCUUUGCUAGAAUCAAAGUGUAGUAGUACCAGAGCCUAAGCAUGGCAGACUAUUACACGUGGAGGACUCCACAAUUAUCAAUAUCAUCCUCCCUCUAUCUGUGCACUGCAUCACUGAUGAGGGCCAUAUUUAUUUGCAGGGCUAUGUCUGCUAGCCUUUCCCAGACUUCCUAUUCUUCUUGUAAGUUGGGGACAAGGAAUUCCAUGCCCUCACUGCAUUUUUCAUUGUCAACCCAUUCUUUGACCAAAAAUGCUUGUAAAAACCUGGUUCUUGAAAAUUUGGAUGAUGCAAAAACCUUGAUCUUGAAAACAGAACAAGCUAUGCAAGUUAAGUAAAUACAUGCAAAUCUACUGAAUCUUUUUAGCUGAUUCCAAAAGACGAAUGUGUGUUUUCUUGGUAUAGACUCAGGCUUUGUGCCCCAGAAUUUAUCAAAUUGAUCAUGCCCAUUAGAAAUGUAAGGCGAACUGAUAUGGCUUGUUUGUAAGGAGUGAUGCGGAGAAAAUGAAUGACUGAUUAGGGAGACUGAUGUGAGCCUCUAUAGAAACAUUUGUGUGCAAGAGCAACAUUAAUACAUAAGGUGGAUGUGGAUGAAAUAUUUGUGUAUGAAAGUGAAGUGACAGCCUCUGUAUGUGUGUUUGGUAGGUCUUCAACUCUCAAUUAUGGAAGAUCUUUCUUCCAUCAGAACUCUACAUCACAAAGUAUUUUGAUCAAGCAGCAUUAUUAGGCGCCUGCUAGCCUGUUCACUUGUUCUGGGCCAUAUAGGUAUUGAUAACGUUAGUCCCCUCUCUCCACCAUUAUUGUCACUCCUUCUACCUCCUGACAGGAAUAUAGGAAGCUGCCUUAUACCCAGAGCUUGGAAAAGUUACUGUUUAAAACUACAGCUCCCAUCAGCCCCAGCCAGCAUGGCCACUGGAUUGGGCUGAUGGGAGUUGUAGUUCAAAAAAGUAACUUUUCCAAGCUCUGCUUAUACCAAAUCAGGCUAUUGGUCCAUCUAGCUCAGUAUUGUCUACACACUGAUCAGUAGCAGCUCUCCAGAGUUUUAGAUGGGGACAUUCCCAGCCCUAUCUGGAGAUUUGGUGGGAAUAACUUGGGACCUGAUGCAUGCAAAGCAGAUGAUCCACCACUGAGCUAUGGCCCUUCCCCUUCAGAGGGCUUGUUUGCAUAGGCCAGCUUUGCAUAUCAGGGAUCUGUAUUAGGCUGGAUAUCCACUUUAACUGCAUCUUUAGCUUUGUACACGUGCUUUAGUUGCAUGAUGUAUCCCUUCUUGUUUCUGUUACAUGGAACCAGGGCAGGUCCCCCCUCUCCUGAGCUGAUCUGUGAUAUCUCUUAGGUUUUUUAAAAAAAAAUACAAUCAGAUGCCAGCGGUACUGAAGAUCUGCUGAUUGACCCACCCGGGAAACAUUCUGAGCAAUCCAUACUUUCAGACAGCAGCUGUUUUUGCUGUCCUCUUUUUUUGUUCCUGGGUACUCCCAUUCUGAUAAGACUUCUCCUCUAAAGGCUGCUUUGUACUUAAAUUUGCUCCUGUUUUCCAUUCUAUUAUGAUGGCCAUGGUUUGUUACAUCAUCCUGCUGUGUUUGGGGUGCAAGUAAGAUAAAGAAAGGUGACACUCUCCUAUGGGUCUUCUUACUCACCCUGACCAUCUGUGGCCACUAGUUAGAAUAUAAAUGUAGGAAGCUGCCCUAUAUCAGGUCAGAUUAUCUAUAUCAGGCCAGAUUAUCUAGCCCAGAACUAUAUCCUUGGACUAGCAGUGGUGCUCAGAUAAGUCUUUCGUAUCACCUGCUACCUGAUUAUUAUUUUUAAUGGAGAUGCCAGGAUUGAACCUAACAUUUUCUGCAUGCAAAGCAUGUGAUAUACUCUAAAGAAGGGUAUGAUCACUCUCAAUAAAAAUGCCUGGAAUAUCUGCCAGAGCACCUACUUCUUGACAACUAGCCUCAAGUGUGACAGUAUGAGUGUGUGUGUGCAUAUGUAAAUGAAGGAGGUGGAAUCAUUUAUAUAACUCUGAUUCACACAGCCAUUUUUAACAGUUGCUACUAUUGGUUGAAACAUGAUUGUGUGAGACAUGGCUUCUUGAAGUUCAGCAAAUUGACAGAGCUUUCUUAUCAUGAGUGCUGUGCAAUAUACAAAAAUGUGUUGCUUGAUAACUGACUAGCAUCUCAGCCAGGUGUGUAAAUAGGCUUUCAGCUUAUCCCUAAGUUCAACCUGAACUACUUGACAAUACUGGAAUGCAAUAGUAUGCAUAUUUAGUUGGAUGUAUACUCCACCAAUUUCAACUUAGCUUGCUUUCCGAGUAAUUGUACACAGAGCCAUUUAUGCUGUCGUAGCUACAGCACCAUUAUUUGCUUGGCUAUUUUGGUCUACAGAGUCUGUCUCUCAUUUGCAGCCCCCUAAAGCAAAGGCAAGGACCCUAUGGCUUUCCAGAUGUUGUUGGACUCCAACUCCAAUCAGCCCCAGACAGCAUGGCCAAUGGUCAGGGAGAAUGGGAACUGUAGUCCAGCAACAACUGGAGAGCCACAGGUCCCCCUUCUCUUCCCUAAAAAAAGAUUACUAGCAAGGUCAAUGUGCUGACAAAACUAACUCUCUAGUAGCUGAAAUGACACAUGGAUGAGUUUUUCACCAACUGUGUACUCAAACCAUGCAUUAGGUUUGUCCUGGGUCAUUGUGCUAUAUUGAUAUUAUCUGUAGCUGGUAUAUUAGAGUCAAACAAAGAAGAAUAAUUUAAGACAAUAUAAUAAAUCAGGAUAAAA